AGAAACCGACCAGUUAAAUCUCAGCAUUCAGCAGAAACCAGUGUCUUCGUGCAGAUCGCCCAAAAACUCUCACAGUGCAUCGCUUUCACUGAGAUUUCGUCACUCUCUAAAACCCUAACUCUCUCUCUCUCUCUAAAAUCCUGUUCUUGUACUUGCUUUCCUAGACACAAAAAUUCCCAUUCUUUUCAAUGUCUGCACCUGCGAAACCCUAAAUCCCCAAAUCCAAUUGUAAAAACAAAAAUCGAACCUCUUCGUUUCAGAAACAGCAAUUCCCAGGGGAUUCAACUGAUUAGUCAUCCCCUCCAGUAAGCCCAAAUCAUUUCUCUACCAAAAGCCCUACUUUUUUCGAAAUUAAGCACCGACCCACAUAACCAUUUCAGCUAAAUCCCUUAUCGUUCAGCAGAACAAGAUCAGUGAGUCACAUUUGGAGAAUUGAAUUUUGGUGGGUUGGUGGGGGAGAGGAUGUUGAUGGUAGAGAACUAUGGAGGGAAGUAAAGUAGAGAAUGGAAGCUCAAGCGAGGGUCGGCCUCCGAACCCUCUUUCGACCUCCGCGUACUGGCAGUGUGGAUUCAGCCGCGCCGAUGGCGUUCCUAUGCCGUGCAAGAAAUCGCUCGUUCGACACCCAUCUCUUAUGAAGACGAAAACAAAAGAGAUCAACGUUGAACCAGGAGUUCAAGCAAAGAACUUUGAAUCUAAGUUCAUUCCAAUUGUCCGCUCUGGAGCAUGGGAUGACAUUGGGUCUCGUCUAAACAUGGAAGAUGUAUAUGUCUGCGUUGACAAUUUUGUGAACGAUUACGGGCUCAAGAAUCGUACCGAUGGUCCAAAUGCCUUCUAUGGGGUGUUUGAUGGACAUGGAGGAAAGCAUGCUGCUGAUUUUGCUUCCUCUCAUCUGCCAAAGUUCAUUUUUGAGGAUGAAGACUUUCCUACAGAUAUUGAACGGGUCAUCACUUCAGCAUUUCUGCAUACUGACACUGCCUUUGAGGAAGCUUGCACCUUGGAUGCCAAGCUUGCUUCUGGUACCACUGCAUUGACAGCUCUUCUAAUGGGAAGGUUGUUGGUGGUAGCAAAUGCUGGAGAUUGUCGAGCGGUGCUGUGCCGCCGUGGCAAAGCAAUUGAAAUGUCAAGAGAUCACAAACCGAUUUGUAGCAAAGAGAAACAACGUAUCGAAGCAUCUGGAGGAUACGUGUAUGAUGGUUACCUUAAUGGGCAGCUUAACGUUGCUCGUGCAUUGGGAGAUUGGCAUAUGGAAGGGAUGAAGGGCAGGCAGGGUGGGCCACUGAGUGCAGAGCCGGAACUUACGACUGCAAAACUGACAGAGGAGGAUGAGUUCCUUAUCAUUGGCUGUGAUGGGAUCUGGGAAGUGUUCAGGAGUCAAAAUGCUGUGGAUUUUGCUCGUCGGAGGCUUCAGGAGCACAAUGACCCAGCCGCAUGUAGCAAGGAUUUGGUUGAUGAGGCUUUGAAGAGGAAGAGCGGGGACAACUUAGCUGUUGUCGUCGUUUGCUUCCAACCACAGCCUCCGCCUAAUUUGAUUGCCCCUCGCUCAAGAGUGCACCGGAGUUUUUCCGCAGAAGGUUUGAAAGAGUUGCAGAGCGUCUUGGAUGAUUUGAAAACUUGAGAUGACGACGAAUGGUUUAGCCUAUUUUCCCCUCUACGUGAUGUGUUUGUCUAAUUGAAAAUUUUCGUUGUAGUUUUACUGAGAUUUCGAGUUCCAACUGUAAAAUAGGUGGCGGCCAAGUCGGUAACCUAAUUUGUUGUUAUUUUAUAACCUCUGAUUUAACUCGUGUAGACAGUCCUUGAUAUGAUUUUAAUUAGUGGAUGGGAUUUACAGUGGAAUUACUUUUU
Molecule: messenger RNA, 1842 nt
Organism: Malus domestica (apple)
Lineage: Eukaryota; Viridiplantae; Streptophyta; Magnoliopsida; Rosales; Rosaceae
Product: probable protein phosphatase 2C 22
Biological process (GO): protein dephosphorylation
Molecular function (GO): protein serine/threonine phosphatase activity; cation binding
Source: RefSeq, a predicted model, not a curated record